AACUUCAAGUUCAGAUUCCAUACCAAAGUUGGAAUGACUAGAGAUGAAGAUUUACUAACACAAAUAACAGAUCGCAGCUUCAGGUUUAGGUUCCAUACUGAGGUCAGACUACAAAGGAUGUGAGAAGCAAACCUCCAUCCAAGAGGCAAAGGUUACAUGUCUAUAUAUAAGGUUCAAGAAAUGGGUCCUUCAGAGUCCUUUCAACUUUUUAGUUGGCAUGCCUUCAAGAUGCCCUAUCCACGAAAAGAUUACCAGAAGCUUUCCAGUGAUGUAGUGAGUUAUGCUUGUGGGGUUCCAUUAGUUCUUGAAGUGGUGGGUUCUUAUCUAUCAGGAAGAAGCAUUAUUGAGUGGAGAAGUGCAUUGGAAAAAUUGAAAAAAAUUCCUCAUCCCCAGAUUCUGAAAAAACUUAGAAUAAGCUUUGACUCACUUGAUGAUGGUACAAUGGACAUAUUUCUUGAUAGUGCGUGUUUCUUUAUUGGUAUGGACAAAGACUAUGUAAGCAAAAUAUUUUGUGGGUGUGGUUUCUUUCCAGAUAUUGGUAUAAGCAUUCUUGUUCAAAGGUCCCUUCUGAUAAUUGAUUACAAAAAUAAGUUGAGGAUGCAUGAUUUGAUUCGAGAUAUGGCAAGGGAGGUUGUUCAUGAAGGGUCACCUCGUGAUCUCGGAAAACGUAGUAGGUUGUAUUCUCAUAAAGAUGUGUUAGAUGUACUAACGAAACAUACGGGAUCGGAAGCAGUAGAGGGUAUCAUAAAGAUGAGGGUUUGAAAACUAAAGCAUUCGCAAAUAUGAAGAAUUUGAUAUUGCUCCAACUCAAUGAUGUAUGCUAUGAGCAUCUUUCCAAAGAGCUAAGAUGGUUAUGUUGGCAUAAGUGUCCCCUCGAAUUUCUGCCUCCUGCUUUUGAUCUAGAGAACCCUGUUAUUCUUGACAUGCAACAUGGCAAAGUCAAACAAGCCUGGGAGGAGAAUAAAGUACAA
Molecule: messenger RNA, 971 nt
Organism: Juglans microcarpa x Juglans regia
Lineage: Eukaryota; Viridiplantae; Streptophyta; Magnoliopsida; Fagales; Juglandaceae
Product: TMV resistance protein N-like
Exons: 2
Coding region: 157-762 (201 amino acids)
Biological process (GO): defense response
Molecular function (GO): ADP binding
Source: RefSeq, a predicted model, not a curated record